AUGAAUAUGAUGUCCCUCUCUCCAGCACAAAUCAAUGUUUCCAGCUGCGAAAACAAAACCAGUUCUCCUGAAAAAAUGGAAGAAGUGCUUAUUUUUGCAAUAUUCACUGUGCUUUUUUGUGUGUUGGGAAUGCUGGGGAAUGGCCUUGUGAUCUGGCUGCUGGGUUACUCCGUUAAGAGGAAUACUUUUGCCAUUUAUUUUCUCAACCUCUCUGUUGCAGACUUUGGCAUGCUCACCACUGAGCUGAUUAUCGAAAUCCACUGGUUUUUUACACACUUGUAUUGUGACUUUCCCUAUGAACUCUUCCAAACGGUCCUGCUGUUAAUGUACAGUGCUGGGCAAUUUCUACUGACAGUCAUCAGCAUCGACAGGUGUAUUUCAGUCCUUUUCCCAAUUUGGUAUCGAUGCCACCGGCCGGUGCAUCUGUUCACUACUGUGUCUGCUGUCAUCUGGGCCGUUUCCUUCAUCCUCUCUUCAAUUUACUUCACAAUUGCAGCUAUUCAUAGAUAUGAACCAGAAUAUACCGUGAAGUAUCACUUCAUGGUUAAUGCUGUGCUUUGUCUCCCACUUAUGACAAUCUCCAGUGUCAUCUUGUUUAUCAAAAUCUGCUUCAUAUCCAAAAGCCAAAAGAGGAGGAAGCUUUUGACAGUUGUCUUGCUCACUCUUUUCUUCUUCUUAGUCUUGGCUUUUCCGCUAAAUGCCUUUUAUUUUAUCCUGUAUUUUUCAAAUUAUAUACAUCCCAACCUUGUACAUUAUGGCUACUUAUGCACGUGCAUCAACAGCAGCAUUAACCCUCUGAUUUAUUACCUAGUGGGGAGACAGAAGGGUAAAACUCAGAGGAGCAUCAAAGACGUGCUUCAGAAAGUUUUCAAGGAGGAAGAAAAUUGUUCUGAUCAAAUAGAAACUUCAGAAAGUUCCAAAAUCUGA
Messenger RNA from Protobothrops mucrosquamatus (brown spotted pit viper), 927 nucleotides. RefSeq names its product mas-related G-protein coupled receptor member H-like. The record is from RefSeq and is a predicted model, not a curated record. Gene Ontology annotation, biological process: G protein-coupled receptor signaling pathway. Gene Ontology annotation, molecular function: G protein-coupled receptor activity. The transcript has a single exon. Bases 1 to 927 code for a protein of 308 amino acids. Gene Ontology annotation, cellular component: membrane. Lineage: Eukaryota; Metazoa; Chordata; Lepidosauria; Squamata; Viperidae.